This is a messenger RNA of Hemiscyllium ocellatum (epaulette shark), 2139 nucleotides long. It is a transcript of the gene pts, whose product is annotated as 6-pyruvoyltetrahydropterin synthase. The coding region runs from base 19 to 462 and encodes 147 amino acids. Gene Ontology annotation, biological process: tetrahydrobiopterin biosynthetic process. The transcript is spliced from 6 exons. Gene Ontology annotation, cellular component: mitochondrion. Gene Ontology annotation, molecular function: 6-pyruvoyltetrahydropterin synthase activity. Lineage: Eukaryota; Metazoa; Chordata; Chondrichthyes; Orectolobiformes; Hemiscylliidae. The record is from RefSeq and is a predicted model, not a curated record.
UGGGUUGUUGCUGUACUCAUGGAAGUAGGAGAGCAGCAAAUGAAACCAACCAGGACAGCGCUGGUGACACGAGUGGAAAACUUCAACGCUGCUCAUCGCCUCCACAGUAAUUACUUGAGUGAUGAAGAGAAUAAGAGAAUUUUUGGAAAAUGCAACAACCCAAAUGGUCAUGGCCAUAACUACAAAGUGGAAGUUACAGUACGUGGCGAGGUCAAUCCACACACAGGGAUGGUGAUCAACAUUACAGAGCUCAAGGAGCACAUGCAGGAAGCUAUAAUGAAACCACUUGACCAUAAGAAUCUGGACAAAGAUGUUCCAUACUUUGCCAGUGUUGUUAGCACUACAGAAAACGUAGCUAUUUUCAUCUGGGACAACCUACAGAAAUACCUCCCAGCAAACCUAUUGUAUGAAGUAAAGGUGUACGAAACAGACAAGAACAUUGUGGUUUACCGUGGGGAGUAGGUAAUUCCCUUCAGUUCUUGCAGUAUUGUGAUCUCCUCACACUGGCAUCUUGUUCAACUAUGAAUUCUGAUGGACCUGAUUACUCUUCCACACAAUAACACCAAUGUGAAUUGUCACCACUACAGAAUGUUAAAUUCUGUUAACCUGCCAAAAUAGCUCCCCCACAAACUACAACAGGCACUUCCCCCAUUUACUUCAGCAUCCAGAAAAAUCCACAAGUGCUUCAUUUUGGUAUCUAAUUGUUCUUCGAGGUUUCCACUACUCUUCCAAGAAGUUCAUUCCACAUGUUCACUUUGUGUAUGAAGACCUGUUUAACAACCUGAUAUCAAUCCGAGGUUUACCUUUGGUUAUUGAAAUUAUCCCCCUUGUCCUUGUGGUGUGAAUUGUCAUAAAGCAACAAUGGUGUGUGUGUGUCACAAUUAGCUAGUCCAUGGGGCCAAUAUCUUUGCAGUGACAAAUCUGAGAUCACACUGAUACUUGACACGCUGUCAUUUUGAUGCAGCUAAAAAGAAAGGUUGAGAAAAUCUAGGAAAUUAAAGUUCUGGACUGAUGAAACCAAUAUUUUCAAUGUCAUUGCAAAUGGGGUUUACUUGUCAGAACUGUAAACUGGGCAGAACUUUGACCAAUAUUCACAGAUAUCUUUAUCCAUGUCACAGUAAAAGCUCCAAUACCAUUUUGUUUUAACGGGCACCUUAUCAACCAGCAGUCUUGAUAAACUGGCAAAAUUUACAUACUUCAAAUACUAUCGUUUACGGUGAUGUAAUGCUGUAAGUAAGAUAUAACAGUGAUGUGUAUAACCUUUGCAUUAUGUUUCUAUUACUUACUAUGUGUUUUACAUUGAUUUUAAGAGUUGUGUUGAUGUUUUUACAUCGAUUCUUUAAGGAAUCUUGAUGCUUUGCUUAGUCAGGAUUACUGUAAACCUCUUGACUAUCAGAAUAUUUGGUCAACCUGCACUUACCUUGUCCUAUAGGUGCCAGUUAAUAAAGCGUUUGCUGUAUUUUCAUUUUGGGUAGUGUACCUUUUUAAUUCCAAAAUGAAACCAGGGGUGUGGAAAAUGACAUUCUGAAAAAGGUAUGAUUGGACUUUAGUUCCAAGAAAAGCUGCUAUGGGGAAGAAAGCUUUUCAUAAAAAGCCAAAAGUAAAUAGAAAGUUAAUUAUUGAUGAAAUUUCAGAUGGUCUUGGAACCAGCUGGUCAGAACAUAGCAUGAUACCCAUUUAGAAUAAAACCAGCAGUUAGGGGACUAAAGAAGACACUUUUGAGGAAUGGUGUGUAAUACAGUUGAAAGCUAAAUGAAGAGAGCAGAGAUUGUGCAUUACAUAUGACCAUUGUGUUCUAGUUUUGCCAGAGGCAACAUGAAGGUCUUGUAGAAGGGAGUCUUUGGGUAUCCUUGCCAUCAAAACUACUGCGAGUCUAGCAUGGGAAAUGCUGUAGGGGUGUGCUGUAAUGAUAUCAACCGUAUCCAGGGACUGUAGAUGGAAUGUAGCUGCUAAGGAAAGUGAUUUGAGGGUCAAAUCCAUUAAAUGGAAUGUGAGAGGUUCUUAUAGGAGCCGAAAUUAGAGUGAGAUUGUACCUUCUACUAUAUGUGUGUGUAAAGUAAUGCAUGUGUUGUAAGUAAGUGAUGAACAUCUUUUUGUAUCAGCUAUUUAAAUAAAUUUAUCCUUUCUUUAUUUAAGAUA